Messenger RNA from Phaeoacremonium minimum UCRPA7, 2040 nucleotides. RefSeq names its product putative vacuolar amino acid transporter 1 protein. NCBI's taxonomy places the organism in Eukaryota, Fungi, Ascomycota, Sordariomycetes, Togniniales, Togniniaceae. Gene Ontology annotation, molecular function: amino acid transmembrane transporter activity. Gene Ontology annotation, biological process: amino acid transmembrane transport. Bases 1 to 2040 code for a protein of 679 amino acids. The record is from RefSeq and is a predicted model, not a curated record. The transcript has 7 exons. Gene Ontology annotation, cellular component: vacuolar membrane.
AUGUCAUCCAGAAACCCCUCGACAUGGGACGAGUACGACCGCGGCGGCUCUCCGGACAGGACCGGUAGUAUCUCUUCCACCGGCGGCCGCAGCGUCCAAUUCGACGAUGAUUCCUACCUCGACCAGGCCCCGGACGGCGAGGGGCAAGACACUGAAUGGCAUUCGAACCUCAGACGAAGAAGAUCCUCGGUCACUAGACAUCUCGCCGCCCUCACAGAUCUCGGAGGCGUGAACAGCAUCCGGUCCUUCACCCGAAGCUGGCAGCGAGCCGCCGCUUUCGCCGAGGUCAUCCCCCAGCGGCCGUCGUUCGUCUUCGCCCCCGACCAGGAGCCCACCACCGCACCGGAGACCAUCCAGUAUGGCCGCGGCGACGUCGAGCGGGGCCAGGUCCGGACGUCCCUGCUGCGAGAGCACCUCGAGGCCUCGCCGUCCGAGAACGCCAUCGACGACGACGGGAGCUACCAGGCCGGUGCGAGCGACGAGCCCCUGCUCCAGCGCGACGGCAGCGUCGACUUCCGGGACAGAGAGCGCAAGGCGCUGAGCAAUGAGCUCGGGAGGUCGUUCUCGGUCAGCAGCGGCGCCAACUCCAACUCCAUAUUCGCUAUUCCGCCCCAUCUGGCCACGCCUCCGCUGAUAGGUAGCUAUGGCUCUUAUAGGAGUUAUGGGACCAUCGAGAGCGAUGUUAGCCGGGAGUCGAUGGCUCAUGCUGGUGCUCUAUGGCGGCAGCAACAGGAGGCUGGUGCCAAUGUUCCCGAUGGAGAGGUGGAGCCUAUCCUGGUGAAGGAGGUUGAGCAGGAUGGCAAGAUUAUCCUUGCCGUCGAGGGCCAGUCUACUCUCCCACAAACCAUCUUCAACUCUACCAAUGUUUUGAUCGGCGUCGGUCUUCUCAGCUUGCCAAUGGGUAUCAAGUAUGCCGGCUGGCUAUGCGGGAUGGUCAUUCUCUUCUUGUCAGCAACCGUGACGGCGUAUACCGCCCGCCUUCUGGCAAAGUGCAUGGACCUAGACCCAUCCCUGAUCACCUUCUCCGAUCUCGCCUUCAUCUCCUUUGGGCGUAACGCGCGUAUCGCAACGAGCGUGCUCUUCACCCUGGAGCUGCUUGCUGCCUGUGUGGCCCUCAUUGUGCUUUUCGCCGACUCCCUGGAUCUCCUGUUUCCCGGCAUCCUGACAGUGACGGAGUGGAAGGUGAUCUGCGCGAUACUUAUGAUACCCCUGAAUUUCCUGCCUCUGCGAUUCCUCAGCUUCACCAGCAUCAUUGGCAUUCUCUGCUGCUUUAGUAUUGUGUUGAUUGUCAUCAUUGACGGGCUCAUCAAGCCGCAUUCCCCCGGUUCUCUCAUUGAGCCCGCAAAGACAUACUUAUUCCCCGACAACUGGCUGACCUUGCCGCUGUCUUUUGGGUUGCUCAUGUCUCCAUGGGGUGGGCAUAGUAUUUACCGAGACAUGCGGCACCCGUACAAGUACAACAGGGCAGUGAAGAUUACGUUCUCUUUCACAUACCUGCUAGAUGCGACCACUGCGGUAGUAGGCAUUCUCAUGUUCGGAGACGGCGUGAUGGACGCCAUCACAUCCAAUAUCCUUUCGACAUCAGGCUAUCCCCGCGUGCUGACCUUCAUCGUGUGCGCGCUGAUCGCCAUCAUCCCGCUCACCAAGAUCCCGCUCAACGCCCGACCCAUCAUCAGCACCGCAGAGGUGCUUCUGGGGCUGCACCAGCAGACCGUCUCUGACAACACGGCCCUGACCGGCCGGAGCAUGUACUUCAGGGGCGUCAUGAAGAUCGUCAUCCGCGUGGCCACCAUCGUCGUGUUCCUCGUCAUAUCCAUCCUGUUUCCGGCAUUCGACAGCAUCAUGGCGUUCAUGGGCAGCGCGUUGUGCUUCACAAUCUGUGUUACUCUUCCCGUGGCGUUCUACCUCAAGCUCUUCGGCCAUGAGAUCUCGCCCAGGGAGAGGAUCAUGGACUACAUCAUCAUCACCAUCUGCGGCACCCUGUCGCUCGUCGGCACCGUCUGGGCCUUCUUACCCAAGAGCCUGAUCGGUGCCGAGUAA